CAAAGAGGGCAUCUGUGAACCGAGCCUGAACUUAGUCAGACAGUCUGUGUUCAGUCUGUUUCCCAUACGUUGUAGAGAUAGCGUAUUUGCGGGGGAGGGUUAUCCUAAACGCAGCCGGGGGUCACUGUGCUCUGAACAGGAAGCUCUGCUAUUGCUUCAUUGCAGCUGAUCCUCUGGAAUCCCAACGCCUCUCCUCUCCGGAGUCAAGAGGGGCAACCUCAGAGCACAGCAGUCACAUCAGGCUGUUGCAGCUGUGCUAACAGCUCCAGCAGCGAGAUCAGAUUACAUUUCUCCCCUUGUCUCUCUCUUCCUCUCUCUUUCUCUCUUUGCUUCCCCUCUGCCCCCAAGGCCUUACCUUCUGAAGCGAGAAGGGGAAGGAGCAGGCUGCAAAACUCACUCAGGAAUUCUCCCUCUGAGGAAGCGUUUGGCACUGUGAGCUGCUUGGUGAGUAGCUGGAGAGGCGAGCAGAAUGAGAGCAGAUGUAUUUCUAGCUGCCAUCUUGUAUCUUCUGUCCAGCAACGGGCCAUGUCAUGGGACUGCACCUUCAGAGGAGGAGGAAUAUGGAGAGGCUGUCGGUCCUGCUUGGCCCCCACUGAAACUGGGCAUGUCCAUCUGUGCCUUCAAAGCGGAUGGUGGGCCCUGCAAAGCAUUGCACGUCCGGUAUCACUUUGACAUCCAAACCCGCCAGUGUGAAAUCUUUAACUAUGGUGGAUGCGAAGGCAAUGAAAACAACUUUCUGACUCUAGAGGAGUGCCAGCUAAAGUGCAUAGUACCAGAUGUGCCUGAGAAGAAAAAGAGAUCAAAAUCUCAGAGAGGAAAGCCUCCUUACUGCCUUCUGGAGAAUGACCCUGGUAUCUGCCGAGGAUUAAUUACCCGGUAUUUCUUCAACAAAGAAUCGAUGAAGUGUGAGAAGUUCCAGUAUGGUGGUUGCCUAGGAAACCAAAACAACUUUCAUACUUUGAAAGAAUGCCAAGAUACCUGUGAGGACAACCUUCGUUCUGCCAAUUCAUUGCAAAUAACCGACAUGCUGGUUAGCACAACGAAUAAUACUACUCCAGUUGUAAAGCAAGAGUCAGUCCUGCUCCCUUCCCUCUGUGUGAUGCGCAGGGACAGAGGCCUUUGCAAAGCCAACGAGAAAAGGUUCUUCUACAAUCUCACUACCGGCAAAUGUCAUCCGUUCAAUUACAGUGGCUGCGGUGGGAACGAAAACAACUUUACCUCUAGAAAGUCCUGCCUGCAGAUGUGUAAGAAAGAGUCAGUCCUGCUCCCUUCCCUCUGUGUGAUGCGCAGGGACAGAGGCCUUUGCAAAGCCAACGAGAAAAGGUUCUUCUACAAUCUCACUACCGGCAAAUGUCAUCCAUUCAGUUACAGUGGCUGCGGCGGGAACGAAAACAACUUUACCUCUAGAAAGUCCUGCCUGCAGAUGUGUAAGAAAGGUUUCCAAGGCAGAAUGAAAAUUCGCCGGAAGAGAAAAAAACAAGCAAAGCUGAUAGAUGGGGAAAUUGUCAUUGAAAGGAUAUAGCUUCCCUUCUACCAUCUCUGCCUAUCAUUUGCAUUUCCUGCCUUAUUCACAUAUAUUAUUUAUCGAGAUUUUA
Molecule: messenger RNA, 1595 nt
Organism: Podarcis raffonei (Aeolian wall lizard)
Lineage: Eukaryota; Metazoa; Chordata; Lepidosauria; Squamata; Lacertidae
Gene: TFPI
Product: tissue factor pathway inhibitor
Exons: 9
Coding region: 470-1522 (350 amino acids)
Biological process (GO): negative regulation of peptidase activity
Cellular component (GO): extracellular region
Molecular function (GO): serine-type endopeptidase inhibitor activity
Source: RefSeq, a predicted model, not a curated record